AUGAAUACGCCAAACGAUGAAUCGACAAAUUUGAAUUUGAUCUCAGAAGAAGAGAUAAAUGAAAGAAACAUCGAAUUAACUAUUAUUACUAUAGAAAAUAUUAUAAGAAAUGAAGAUACAAAUGUGAUCUUUUCUGUGGAACAUAAUUCAAAUAUAUUCGGAGAAAGUAAUCCAAUUAAAAUCGAAGCUGGUAUCAAAGAACCAUCACCCGUAUACGAUGUUAAUUUUUCUGUCCAAAUUCCAAUAUCCCUUUACGAUCGAACUAGUAUUGAUCGUGUAGUUUCCACUCCAGUUUUAAUAUCAAGCGUCGACAAAGACGAAAGUGUUACACCCACUGCUUUGGAUACUGGAAGGACAAAAAAAUCUCGAAUUCCUCCUAAAAAGGAAUUUAAAUUGAAAAUUAUUGGAUUAUGCAAUGUCGAUCUUAUGCCAAUUUUAUUAGGGGAGAAUCUAUUUAUUGAAAAAUUAGUCCUAGAAACAGCACAAUUUACAUUCGAUGGCAAUGCUGUGUCGUGGCCUAAUCUUCCACGUUUAACGGUCAACAUCAAGCAAGAGAAAAAACCAUUUUUUCCUUCUGAUUUGAAAUUUAAUUUUCUAAACAUCACCGUAGAAAGUAUUUUUAAUCCACCAUCUUCGUUCACUGAUAAAAUGGAUUACACAGCUGGUACUUUUCUUUAUGAUGACCAAGAAGAUCCAGAAACAAUAAUAUACGAUCGUGGAAAAUUGAUCCAUGGUCGAGAUAUAGAAAAAAGUAAAUGUUGGAAUCCUUUGUCCCAUUUGCAAAGUCGCGCCAAAUUGUCGAAAUACAAACUAGCUUGUAAUUACAACGAUAUAAAGAAUACCCUUAAGGAGGAAUUAAAAUUGCAGGAUAUAAUGGAGAAAAAUAUAUCGAGAAUACAAUGGAAUAGUAUGAGUCGUCACAUAUUGCAAAAGGAUGAUAUUAGAAAAUUUCAAAAUCAAAUUUCCAAAUAUAAAUAUUGGCCAUUUCAAUUCAUGGUAAGAGAAACACAAGACGAUAAGGUCAAAGCAAAGUCUACACAAGUGUCUAAGAUUUAUCAAUGUUACGUUGAUUUAAGCGAACUAUUAUUUCCUGGACGAAGAAAAACUCGAAUUGCAUCGCAAUUAUAUACCUUUAAUGCAACUGACCUUAUGGAAAAAACAGGAUUUGAGAAAGCUAUUUUUUUAAUAGACACUCAAAUAAAAGAGCCCAAAGAAAAAGAUAAACGGGGGAAAACUUCGACGAAAAAUACAUCGAUAAUAACAGAAGUGGAAACACUUGCGACUGAACCAGUUAUUACAGAGACCAAUGAACCCGUAUUUGUUAUAAUCGAGAUUGAAAUUUAUCAUCCACUUGUUGCUUGUCGAUUAGAUAAAGAUUUUUCUAAUUUGAUCCAUGAAUUGACAACAGCAACAGAUAAAAAACCAUAUUAUCCAUAUUCCGGAGAUUUGGCUGAGAAUCAAUAUACGAAAUGCAUCGAAACUUUGAUUAAAAUUAUGACAGAAAGUUAUAGAGAUUUUUGUAAAGAAACAGAUAAGAAAUCAUUUCGUUCUGUCGAAGAGAAUAUCAAAGAAGAAGAUUCGAAAUUUUGUUACGUACCGGACGAAUUAACAUGUUUCAUUCAGUACUUAUAUAAAACCGGAAUUUAUUUAUCCAUACGUAAUGCAUUAAAGACGAAGAUUACUUUACUUUUGGAUCAGAAAUUUGAAAUGCCCUCGUAUACUUUAGAUUCCUCUAAGGGACAGAAUUUUAUAGUGACCGUGUAUACUUAUUUGGUCGAACUUAUGCACACGAUCGUUAACAAAACAAUCGAAACAAAUUUCUGGAAUGAUUCAACAUCGAUCGUUUCUGAUUCAAAGAGAUUAUAUUUCUAUGCCGAUGAAGCUUAUGAAUCAGGUCACAUUGAAGAAGCAAGAAAAUAUUAUACUACUAUUAUCGAUAAAGAAAAAAAUGAUCCUACUGCGUGGAUCAAUUAUGCAAUAUUUUUAUUAACGAUAGGAGAUAAAGAACGUGCCGAGGAAUGUUGCCAAGAAGCGAUACUAUUAAAUAAUCGUCACAGAAUUGCGCUAUUAAUCUAUGCGGCAAUUUUAAUGGAAAAAAGAUAUUAUCGAGAAGCUGAAAUUUUUUUCCGUAGUAUUAUUGAUUUUUAUCCACGAUUUGCCGAAGGAUGGACGAUAUUAAAUUUAUUUUACAUUCGUAUCGAUUAUUAUCCAGGAAUAGACAUUGCGAUUCGAAUAGCGAAGGAAUGCAUGGAAGACAAAGAUCGAGAUACAGAGAUCGAUGAUCGAGAACCUAUUGCAUGGUCGAUGAUCCAUUGUCCACGAGACAGUAUAUACAUGGUGACAACGACGUUCUUGCUUAAAUUACAUCUCUACGAUCUGGCAGGUAUAGCAUUGGCACAAGAAAUGUCCCUGACAGGUAGAUCAACAUAUUUAUUAUAUUAUAUGGCAGUGCAACAUUAUCUCUUACACAGAUACGACGAUGCUUUAUCUCAUUUGAAGGAAGCCCAAUGUCAAUAUGGAAUGGAUUAUUCGAUAAGUUGUCUGAUGGGACAUUGUUAUUUCCAAGAAGGUGAUCUCGAAGAAGCCAUAAAGUAUUAUGAAUUUGCUAAUAUGGUCUUUAACAGACCAGAUGAUAUUUAUCUUUUGCGAUUAAGGGUUGGACUAUGUUAUGAAAAUAAGAAGGAUUAUGAAAAAGCAAAGAAAGUAUUUUUAAAUGCCUGUCAAUUUUCACCAACGAGUCAAAGCUGGCUUCAUGCUGGAAUUUCAUUUUAUGAACUGAACCAAUUAAAAGAAGCUGAAAUAGCUUUGAUAGAAGCAAACAAGAUUGAUAAUUGCAAUCCAGAUGUUUGGGGAUAUUUGUGCUUAUUGAAUCUUUCUCUUAACCGAUAUGAAGAAUUUGCACAAUGUUAUAGACAAGCUGUCAAGUAUAACCUUAAAAAUGAAAAAUUAUUGAAUGCGAUAAAAGAAUCUAUGGAACAGUUGAAUUAUGAAGUAGAAAUUUUUCAAGUUACCUAAAAUGUUAUAAAGCGUGAAAUAGUAAAGUUUAGGAACAAAGAGAUCAUUAAUAUAUCUUCAUAAUUCAGGAUGAAAGGAAAUGCAUUAUUUUUCUAAUGUUUAGGGCAUAAUAAAUGUAGAGUGCUAUGUUCAAUCUAUGUCAUAUAUAUUUGAAAGCUUCUAAGAAACUUAAAAAUUAAUAAAUGUAUAUAAUGGAACAUAAACUUCGGUAAUAAAAACAAAUAAUAAAUUGGAAAUAAAUACAAAUAAACUAUAAAAUAAAAUAACAAUAAUUAUUAUUAUUCAGUUAAAAUAAAAUGAUUAUAGUUUGGCAUUGGCGUUAAUCCAAAUGAAAAACUUUCGCGAUAGACUAAUCCCAGUUUAUAUUGGUAUGGGGGUGACUUAAUCUUAUUUAAUUUGCUGAUUCUAAAAGCGAAUUAUAAAAAUAUUUUUCGAUCAUCUACUAAAAUACACAAAAAUAUUAUCAUUUUCUGAUCUACAUAUGAUGCAACAUCAGCAAGUUAAAUUUAUCGAAAGAUCACAUUACACUUUGUAAUCAUAUAUA
Molecule: messenger RNA, 3559 nt
Organism: Vespa velutina
Lineage: Eukaryota; Metazoa; Arthropoda; Insecta; Hymenoptera; Vespidae
Product: cilia- and flagella-associated protein 70
Exons: 22
Coding region: 1-3015 (1004 amino acids)
Biological process (GO): cilium assembly; cilium movement
Cellular component (GO): motile cilium; extracellular exosome
Molecular function (GO): protein binding
Source: RefSeq, a predicted model, not a curated record